GAGGAGUCAUAUCCAUUCAAAAUGGCAACACAGUUUGUUUCGUCGUAUCUCCUAUUGCUGAGUAUAAUAAUUUCUGCUAGCUGCUUCACCAUGAAGGAUUUAGGAACAAAAGGGAAUAAUGAAGCUUUCUAUACGUGUUUAGCAUGCGCAGACGAUCCUUCUAAAUGGGAUGGAUUCUAUGCUUGUAUGGGCUUACUACCCAAAGAGGAACAAGAAAAGUUAUCUAAGUGUAUUGAUGACAGCUUUCCUAACAAUAAGCCCGGACCAGAAAGAUGGGCAGUCAUUUGUAAAACACCAGAAUUCAUAACGAAGGUGCUUAAAUGCUGGGCUGAUACUGAAAUUGCUGAAGAGUACAGGAAGAAUUAUAAAGAUUACAUCGCGUGCAUGGCUGAAGUGGAGGAUAAAAAUUGCGCUGGUGUUUAAGAAGAAACAUCUAUAGCUGAUAAAAAUUUGGACGCUGAGAAAAAGUGGUUUUAAAUUACCUAACAUAUAUGUAAUAAUUAUUUUCAUUUUGCAUUCAAUAAAAUGUGU
This is a messenger RNA of Uloborus diversus, 531 nucleotides long. RefSeq lists its product as uncharacterized. The transcript is spliced from 6 exons. The coding region runs from base 22 to 423 and encodes 133 amino acids. Lineage: Eukaryota; Metazoa; Arthropoda; Arachnida; Araneae; Uloboridae. The record is from RefSeq and is a predicted model, not a curated record.